AUGCUUCGCUUGGGACACAAAUACGAGUUUGAGUCUUUCAAGCAGCAGGGGCUAGACCAAUUUUCACGCCUGUUCCCUGCCUCCCCUACUCAGUUCGUGGAGGCGACUGAACAUCAAGCACGCUGGCUAGCCAGUUCGACUGACUCUUCGAUAUGCGAUGCAAUAAACCUUGCGCUUGACUUGAAGCUCCAACGAACACUUCCCGCGCUCCUUUUCGUCGCCACCACAGAGCGUUACUACCCGAAAAUAGUGAAAGAUGGUUCCGUCAGCCAGAGCAACAAGAUCACUAAGCUCCCAAACGAGGUCGCCCUGACUUUAAUGUCCGCGCGGGAGCGCGCCUACGAAGGGGUGAUGAACCAUAUUUACCUUCAUUUGCUAGGUAUUGGCACAGACACCCUACCUGCAAGAAGUUGUCUCCAACGGAGGACGUGUCCGGCCACAGUGUCCUCUCUUCGCCACUUUGUCAUCAAACCUCCGUUCAAGAUGAGCUGCUCCUUUGCGUAUGAUUUAAAGAAAGUUUGCAGCGAUGGUUUCUGUUCGGACUGUAUUCGCGUCGGUUUCUCCAAAGUAGAGGAGGGUCGUCAGAAGGUGUGGGAAGAGCUUCCCGCAUAUUUCGACUUGCCUCCCUGGGAUAAUCUAAAGAAUUUCGACUUCUCUUAUUUUACUCAUUAA
This is a messenger RNA of Coprinopsis cinerea okayama7#130, 672 nucleotides long. RefSeq lists its product as hypothetical. The record is from RefSeq and is a predicted model, not a curated record. The transcript has 2 exons. The coding region runs from base 1 to 672 and encodes 223 amino acids. Lineage: Eukaryota; Fungi; Basidiomycota; Agaricomycetes; Agaricales; Psathyrellaceae.